CUACGGGAGGUGGGCUGAGGGGGUGGGGCCUGGGAGGAGACAAAGCCGGGAAGUUAAAAAUCCUUGACCCUGCCUCCGGGCGUCGGUGCGAAGGUUGUGGUGGAUGCUGAGCUAGCCGGGGCCGGGUCGGGGUGUGAGCCGGGUUAUUGAAGUAAAAAUGUCCAGAAAAAUCCAUGGCGGUUCUGUGGUGGAGAUGCAAGGAGAUGAAAUGACGAGAAUCAUUUGGGAACUGAUUAAAGAAAAACUCAUCCUUCCCUAUGUAGAACUGGAUUUGCAUAGUUAUGACUUAGGCAUAGAGAAUCGGGACGCCACCAAUGACCAGGUCACCAAGGACGCUGCAGAGGCUAUAAAGAAAUACAAUGUUGGUGUCAAGUGUGCUACUAUCACCCCCGAUGAGAAGAGGGUUGAGGAGUUCAAGUUGAAACAAAUGUGGAAAUCACCGAAUGGCACCAUCCGAAACAUUCUGGGUGGCACUGUCUUCAGGGAAGCUAUUAUCUGCAAAAAUAUCCCCCGGCUGGUGACAGGCUGGGUAAAACCCAUCAUCAUUGGUCGUCAUGCUUAUGGGGACCAAUACAGAGCAACUGAUUUUGUUGUUCCCGGGCCAGGAAAAGUAGAGAUAACCUACACACCGAAAGAUGGAGGUCAAAAGGUGACAUAUGUGGUGCAUAACUUUGAAGAAGGGGGUGGUGUUACCAUGGGCAUGUACAACGAGGACAAGUCAAUCGAAGACUUUGCACACAGUUCCUUCCAAAUGGCUCUGUCGAAGGGCUGGCCUUUGUACCUCAGCACCAAAAACACGAUUCUGAAGAAGUACGACGGACGCUUCAAGGACAUCUUUCAGGAGAUCUAUGACAAGCAAUAUAAACCCCAGUUUGAAGCUCAGAAGAUCUGGUAUGAGCACAGGCUCAUUGAUGACAUGGUGGCCCAGGCUAUGAAGUCAGAGGGAGGCUUCAUCUGGGCCUGUAAAAACUACGAUGGCGAUGUGCAGUCAGACUCUGUUGCCCAAGGUUAUGGCUCCCUUGGCAUGAUGACCAGUGUGCUGGUUUGUCCGGAUGGUAAGACGGUAGAAGCGGAGGCUGCCCAUGGCACCGUCACACGUCACUACCGCAUGUACCAGAAAGGACAGGAGACUUCAACCAACCCCAUUGCUUCCAUUUUUGCCUGGUCCCGAGGCUUAGCCCACAGAGCAAAGCUUGAUGACAAUGCUGAGCUCAGUUUCUUUGCAAAGGCUUUGGAAGACGUCUGCGUUGAGACCAUUGAGGCUGGCUUUAUGACUAAGGACUUGGCUGCCUGCAUUAAAGGCUUACCCAAUGUACAACGUUCUGACUACUUGAAUACAUUUGAGUUCAUGGACAAACUUGGAGAAAACUUGAAGGCCAAACUAGCUCAGGCCAAACUUUAAGGUCAAACCUGGGCUUAGGACAAGGACAAGUCUUUGUGGUAACUAGGUCCACAGGUUUACUUUUUUUUUUUUUUUUUUUUUUUUU
This is a messenger RNA of Meriones unguiculatus (Mongolian gerbil), 1487 nucleotides long. RefSeq names its product isocitrate dehydrogenase (NADP(+)) 1 (gene Idh1). The record is from RefSeq and is a predicted model, not a curated record. Lineage: Eukaryota; Metazoa; Chordata; Mammalia; Rodentia; Muridae. Gene Ontology annotation, biological process: isocitrate metabolic process. Gene Ontology annotation, cellular component: cytosol; mitochondrion; peroxisome. Gene Ontology annotation, molecular function: magnesium ion binding; isocitrate dehydrogenase (NADP+) activity; NAD binding. The transcript has 9 exons. The coding region runs from base 158 to 1402 and encodes 414 amino acids.